Messenger RNA from Pestalotiopsis fici W106-1, 2304 nucleotides. RefSeq lists its product as uncharacterized. NCBI's taxonomy places the organism in Eukaryota, Fungi, Ascomycota, Sordariomycetes, Amphisphaeriales, Sporocadaceae. Gene Ontology annotation, molecular function: protein binding. Bases 1 to 2304 code for a protein of 767 amino acids. The transcript has a single exon. The record is from RefSeq and is a predicted model, not a curated record.
AUGUCUUACUGGGAAGCCACGGGGCCAGCCUUGGAGGCUUACAAUCAACUGAUACCAAGAAUCUACAAGACCCUGGAGGAGAGGCAGGGGCCUCUCCCCAAUUCAGAUUUCAUUUGGUUCGGUCUCUACAUGGUUGGGCCCGACAUGGAAACUGCAAUGCCGCACAUCAUGUUUACAGGAGAGAACAAAGUUGCAAGAAAAAGAGCAAUGAAGAUCAUCAAAGAGAGCAGGCUGUUGGCCGAACACCCAGGGAUGCACGUUGGCCAAUGGGCCGAACCACCACAUAUCGGAAAUCAGACACUUUGUGGUGGCACUACAAGCACAAAAGCUUUCAACGGUCGAAAUUUGGAUGAGAGUCGCCGCUACUGGGUCCAGCUUGAACAGUUUCUCACAGGUUCACGUCGGUCCACAAGCCUGAAAAUUCACUUUGACCACGGAACAGUAUCUGCAACCAGCGGCCUCGGUUGGGAGCUCGACGACGUCCAAUACUGGCUGACCGCAGCUCAUAUAUUUCGCGAUCCACGACUCUGGGAAAAUCUCCACCAUAAUGAGUCAGACACAAGUUCCUCGGAAUUUGAAUUUGAUGGAUUCAGAGACUAUGACGUGCACAUGAAUUAUGAUGCCACGCCAGCAACUGAAGGCCAUCCAACCAUACUCUCAACGGACGAAGAAGGCACCGUUCAUCCAUUGUCUCCCAGUUCAGAUGUAAUCCACAGAGGUUCAAAAUCACAUACAGCAGAAUCUCAAGGAACAAAACAUCUCAAGGCCCAAACGUCAGGUGCAUCUACCCGAACAAUGCUAACGAGCAUUCACAUAAGCUUAAAAGACUGCCUUUUUACCUCGACUGCACUCGACUACGCUCUUUUCAAAUCACCCUAUGGGAGCUACCAUAAACCAUACCGCGGCAUGGAGCUUCUGACCUCGGCUUUGAUCGUUGAGCCUACAGAGCAGGGGAGCAUAGCUCAGGUUCACUCGUCCCAUGGAAUUCUGUCAGGCACUAUCAAAAAAAGUGCCACACAUGUACUGCUCCCAGGCAGCACAAGAUACCAAGAGGUCUUUGUGGCUUACCUAGACUCGGGUGUUCGCGCCGGGGACUCGGGAGCUGUAGUCGCCAACGAGACGGGCCAGGUGUACGGUCAUAUAGUGAGCGGGAGCUCCACGUCGGUUGCAUUUGUAGUACCGCUAAGCCAUGUCUACAAUGACAUUAUCCAACAAUCGCAUAACAAGUCACAUGCUGGCUGGAGUCAAUACAUGAAAUCGCUCGAGGGUCUCCCUAACCUGGGGCGUGACAAGUACCCAACCUCGUGGGCACAGAUCAUGCUUGAUAAGAGGUGGAUCGCAUAUUUGGGGACGCUCAAGGGCCACAAGGGUCUAGUCCGCUCAAUGGCCAUGUCGGCGAAUGGCCAAUUCAUGGCGUCGUCGUCGGCAGAUGCCACUGUGCGGAUCUGGAACAUCCAAACGGGUGCGCAACAACAAGAGAUUGCCAAUCGCAUGGGCCGAUUUCCCUCGCUGGCGAUCUCCGCUACUGGACAGUUUGUGGCGUUCACGACCGACGAUCAUUUUGUGCAAACCUUGGACGUCAAGACGGGCGCAAUACAGUCAGUAAUCGGGGUUGGCAGCGCCGAAGGUCCUGUUUCGUCAGUGGCAAUGUCGGCCAACGGCCAAUUUGUGGCAAUAAAUCAGUAUGUGGAACUACGAACGAUAACAACAGACAAUCAAUGGGUAGGCACCGUCAGUAUCUGGAAUAUCUUCACGGGCACCAAAGAGUAUGAUCUACAAUGGCGAUGUUCCAAAGCGUACGCGUACAUUCCAAUGGCAAUAUCAUCUAAUGGGCAAUUUGUCGCCUUGGCGUCGAGCCCAGAUGGUGUUGUACGUGUUUGGGAUGCUAAAUUGGGCCAGGGCGAGUACCUAUUGAAAGGCCAUAGGGGUUGGAUCAACUCAUUGGUGAUUUCCCCCAAUGGAGUAUCCGUAAUUUCGGCAGGCAAUGAUAGGACAGUACGGAUCUGGGACGUCAAGACAGGUGCAGAGCAACGAAGACUUGUGGGCCACAGGAGUCCGAUCAAACUGUUAGCAGUCUCGACAAACGGUCAGUACGUUAUCUCGUCAUCUGAGGAUGGGAUGGUGAGAAUAUGGGACUUCAGAACGGGUCAGAAAAAGCAGACGGUGCAGGAUCUGAGGGGCCGGAUUCAAGCGGUGGCGGUCUCCAGGACUGGAAGAUUUUUAAUUUCUGCAUCAGAGGCCAAUUUACUGUUUGUUUGGCAGUGGACUCCAAUUGAGCGAGCUUCAGAGGCUUCACGAGUAUAG